AUGGCUCCAUUAACAGUACCAGUUGGUGAAGCUAAACAAGGGGAAACAGCUCCUAGAAGAAAGGCUUCUCAAAAAGAAGGCUCUUUAGACCGUCCUUUAGACUCAAAAGCAAAUACUAUGGCUGAGUUUAUUGAAGAAUGUUUUGGAAGAAAUGGUAAUAGAAAUGCAAUAGGUUGGAGAGAUUUAAAAGAUAUCAUUGUUGAAACUAAGCAAGUUACUAAAGUUAUUGAUGGUGAGUCCAAAAAAGUUGAUAAAGAUUGGAUUUAUUAUGAAAUGGGUCCUUAUAAUUAUAUCAGUUAUCCAGAUUUAUUAAAAUUAGUUCAAAAUUAUUCGAAAGGGUUAAUUGAACAUGGUUUGAAACCAAAUCAGCAAUCAAAAUUAAUGAUUUUCGCGUCAACUUCUCAUCAAUGGAUGCAAUCAUUUUUAGCUUCAAUUUUCCAAAAUAUUCCAAUUGUUACUGCUUAUGACACUUUGGGUGAAUCUGGUCUUAUUCACUCAUUAGUUCAAACUGAAUCAAAUGCAAUUUUCACUGAUAAUGCUUUAUUAGGUUCUUUACUUAAUCCUUUAAAAAAAGCAAAUUCUGUUAAAUUAAUUAUUCAUGGUGAAGAAAUUGAUGAAAAUGAUAAAAGACAAAAUGGUAAAUUAUAUAAAGAUGCUCAAAAGGCAAAAGAUGAAAUUUUAAAAAUUAGACCCGAUAUAAAAUUUAUUUCAUAUAAUGAUAUUAUUAAAUCUGGUGAAAAAUCUCAAGUUGCAUUAUCAUAUCCAAAACCUGAAGAUCCUUGUUGUAUUAUGUAUACUUCUGGAUCAACUGGUGAUCCAAAGGGGGUUGUUAUUACCAAUAAAAAUUUAUUAUCUGCUUGUGCAGGUAUUUCAACAAAUGCUGGUAGAGAUUUAGUUGGCCCAAAUGAUUCAGUUAUUGCAUUUUUACCAUUGGCUCAUAUAUUUGAAUUAGCUUUUGAAUGUAUUGCUUUUUGGUGGGGUGUCCCAUUAGGUUAUGCAAAUGUUAAAACUUUAACUGAAACUUCGGUUAGAAAUUGUCAACCUGAUUUAAUUGAAUUUAAACCAACUGUUAUGGUUGGUGUUGCUGCUGUUUGGGAAAGUGUUAGAAAAGGUGUUUUACAAAAAGUUAAACAAGCUUCUCCAAUUCAACAAAAAAUAUUUUGGGCUGCAUAUCAUGCAAAAUUAACAUUUAAUAAAUUUAAUAUACCAGGUGGUUCAUUAUUUGAUAUAGUUUUUAAAAAAGUUAAAGCUGCAACUGGUGGUAAAUUAAGAUAUGUUUUAAAUGGUGGUUCUUCAAUUUCUGUAGAUGCUCAAAUUUUUGUUUCAACUUUAAUUGCUCCAAUGUUAUUAGGUUAUGGUUUAACUGAAACUUGUGCAAAUGCUGCAAUUUUAGAACAUAAUCAUUUUGAAUAUGGUACUUUAGGUACUUUGGUUGGUUCUGUUACCGCUAAAUUAGUUGAUGUUGCUGAUGCUGGUUAUUAUGCAAAAAAUAAUGAAGGUGAAAUUUGGUUAAAAGGAGGUUGCGUUGUUUCCCAAUAUUACAAGAAUGAAAAAGAAACUAACGAUGCAUUUACUGAAGAUGGUUGGUUUAAAACUGGUGAUAUUGGUCAAUUUGAUGAAAGAGGUGGUUUGAAAAUAAUUGAUAGAAAAAAGAAUUUGGUUAAAACAUUGAAUGGUGAAUAUAUAGCUUUGGAAAAGUUGGAAUCAAUAUAUAGAUCAAAUCCAUUGGUUCAAAAUAUUUGUGUUUAUGCAGAUCAAUCAAAGGUUAAACCAAUUGCAAUUGUUAUUCCAAUUGAAGCUUCAUUGAGACAGGAACUUGGUGAUAAUUCAACAGAGUUAAGUCACUUGGUUAAUGACAAGAAAGCUCAAAAAGCUGUCUUGAAUAGUUUAUUAAGCACUGGUAAAAAUCAAGGAUUAAAAGGGAUUGAAUUGUUACAAAAUGUCGUUUUAUUGGAUGAAGAAUGGACUCCUCAAAAUGGUUUUGUUACUUCUGCUCAAAAAUUACAAAGAAGGAAAAUUUUAAACAGCUGCAAAAAACAAGUUGACGAAGCUUAUAAGUAG
Molecule: messenger RNA, 2061 nt
Organism: Insectozyma verbasci
Lineage: Eukaryota; Fungi; Ascomycota; Pichiomycetes; Serinales; Debaryomycetaceae
Source: the annotation of a GenBank genome assembly